AUGUCCCAGGGAUGGGGAACUCAGCCCCCUGAGAUCCCCAAGCCUGAUCUUGAGGCAAUUCGAGCCACCUUGGUGAGUAGUGCAGCAUCAAUAGAGAGUGGCAGGCUCGCACAAGGUGUCCACAGGGAAAUGGGCUUAUUCCUUGCAACUCCAUUGAUCAGCUUUGAUCAGUUGAUAGCUGAGAAGGCACGAUUCGUAGUGGACUGGCUGAAGGAUUGCCAGACAGUCGAGGUCAACUCUGACAACCACCCAAGCAUGGUGCUUGGAAAUCCUGGGGCCUUCAAGACGGCUCAUCCCAGGUUGCUUGUAUUGCAUGAGUCAGCAUGGGAGCCAAGCCUUGCUCAAGACAUCACAUUCAAGGUCAAUGAAUGA
Messenger RNA from Dacryopinax primogenitus, 372 nucleotides. RefSeq lists its product as uncharacterized. The record is from RefSeq and is a predicted model, not a curated record. The coding region runs from base 1 to 372 and encodes 123 amino acids. The transcript is spliced from 2 exons. Lineage: Eukaryota; Fungi; Basidiomycota; Dacrymycetes; Dacrymycetales; Dacrymycetaceae.